Messenger RNA from Amoebophrya sp. A120, 2919 nucleotides. NCBI's taxonomy places the organism in Eukaryota, Dinophyceae, Syndiniales, Amoebophryaceae. The record is from the annotation of a GenBank genome assembly.
GUUCCUGCUCCUCGUUGGAAUGUCUAUAGGUCGUUCGGUUCCAGUGUAUGAUGAAAACCUCAGCGGCGCACAGUUCGGCUGUAGUGCCGAGAAAAGUGGUCGAGAGAUUCACAAGAAUGCAGCAACUUGUUGUCAGGUAAAGUUGUAAGAACGAAGUGAGAAGUAGACCAGCAACGGUCAGCACUGUUUUUGGUCUCGUCUAUGCUAAGUACAAGAAAAGAAGCAUCGUUUCCCUUUACUUCGAUACGUUUUCUUCUGCUACAAGUAUUAACUUGACUUUCUCCACUCACAUUUGGGCACAUCAUCAUCAGUUACUGUGUACUUUUUUUCCGUAAACUACGCAACGCACAAAUCUGCUAUAUCUGACCUACCGGGGGUUUUGGCUAUUGCAUUGUACUAUUCCCGUUUUGAAUAUUCCCGUUUUGUUGUGCUUUACCAGGCGGCGUUUUGACUAUUCCCGUUUUGUUGACUUUUGCACUGUACUAUACCAGGGGUUUUGAUUGUUCCCGUUUUGCUGUACUGAUACCGAAGCACUUCAAUUUCUUAUAUUCAAAUCGCCAUAAACAUUUGGACAAGACGAAAAUGGCCCCGGUCAACAUUGUCCUCCGGCGUCCUCGCGCAGCAGCGCUUCCUUUGUUCUUGGCCAGCAAAGCAGGUACUGUCGCGCAGCUGAGUAUUAGCUUCCCGCCUCUGGUAGCAGGUAUCUUCCACAGGACGAACGCUCUCGACGAAGAGGAUGAACCAAAUGGACUAUCGCAUGCGGAUGUGGCAAACGAGAUCGGCCGCGCUAAUAUUUCUACAUCAACAUCGUCCGCUGGUGGUGCCUUCGAAAAAUCCGAACCCGAAGCCAGUCAAGUCGACACGCAUAAAAAUUCUGAAUCGCUUUCGUCCAGUACUAUCAGUGUCAACGACGCGGCGACCAAGAGGAGCCCGCAUUUUUCUUCUGAGGAGGCGGGCGACCACGACCUCGACCACCUGGAGGACGUCGUUGACAUAGUCUGCUCGCCGAAACAAGCUCCCCAACAUGAUGUUGAAGGUACUAAGCAUGGUGAGGAUCAUCAAACUGUCGACACUUGCACCUUCGACUUGCCUUUUCAAUGUCCCGGUAGUAGUACUACUAGUGCUGCUGCAGCUUCUUCGACCACCCCACCUUCGUCCUACCCUCGUAAGUUCGACGUGAUUUACUCCGACGGGUUUAUUGACCACUGUCGAGGUGGAAAUAAAGACAAAGUUCUCCCGCAAAUUGUGGUGGACAGUCAUGGCUACAUGACCGAGAGCACUGAGUGGGAGCGAGACUGGACCAAAUUGUCGACGAAAACCAACCUGGCUCUGUACUCCAAGCAGCUGGGAAAUCGCCCGGUCAUGUACAUCACGGCGUGGGGCGCCGAGGACACCAUGGACUUGGACAAAUUCCAAGUUCCGCACCGCAAAAACAUUCCCAACACCGCCGGGUGGAACGGGUUGGGCUGGGGGGAUUCUUUCCAAGGGAGCUUAGAAGACCCGUAUUUCUGCCAGCUUCCUGAGUUAAACCCCUUUAUCGCCGGCCGGGUUUACCCUUGCUACGAAACGCAUUUGAAGUGCGGUGGAAGUUGUUACCGGGCUCCACCGAAUGAAGAGAUGGGCACGUUCGCGUAUUCACCUGAAUUUUGCGGGACCAUGUCAGUGCAGGACGAUCUAGCCUACAUGAGAAAAGUGCUGACCUGGGCAAGAAAUCACACCGCGGAAAUCUGCGACGCGAAGAAGUCCUCUGCCGAAGUGCUCUUGUUUGGCCAGUCCAUGGGCGGGAUUAUGUCGCUUGAAGCUGGGAUCAAACUGCGCAGCGAGGGGCUGGUAGACCUGAUUGCCCCGGUUUCGGCUGGUGCGGCGCGCGGGUACUGGAGUGAGUUGAGCGGGUACAAGAAGUAUGGAAAUGAUAGUAAGGACAUGACGGAAUCUUCUACUGCUGCUUCUGCUAGCGCUCCUCGUCCGACAGGGAAACAUGAUGUUGACGUAGUUGGCAGGAAAAGGAAAAUGAACACCAAAAGUGAAGAAGAAAGCACGAUGGAAAAAUGGAUGCAGAAUCUGUCCGGGCUGAAGGUUCUUCUUUUGCACGGGGUAUACGACGAGACUAUUCCGCCCUGCCUGGCAAAGGAGUUUACAACAGCCCUCUUCCCCGGGCUACAGGUGCCUGCAAACCGGUCGAUUGACGUGCAAAACAAGAUAGACAAAUUUCAGGACGGGGGAAAAGAGUAUAUCAACACGCUGAGGAACAGAAUAAAUGGCAAAGCACGACAAGAUUUUUGUACUGGAACUACACAGGAACAAAGAACCUCUUCCUCUACAACAACGUACACUGAGAAGUACUGCGUUGAUGAAAGUGGGUACUUCCACCCCGGUACGGAAUCUUCCGCCGUGUUUCUCACGGGCAAUGAGGGCGGUCGCGCAACGCGGACGUUGUUUGACCCGGAAUCUGCGAACGAAGUGUACUACAAGCUGUAUGUGGGGAAGUACGUGGUCGCUGCACAGGAGGAUGAAAUAAAUGGUGGUGAAAGCAGUGUCACUACGCCGCGCGGCGGGCCUGGAGAUGGAAAGGGAACUGGGAAGAUGAAGGAAGAACGACUGGGAGAAAACAAGAGCGUCGGCGACAUUGGAGCGCUUUUUGUCCGUGAAUCCGCCGACGGACAAGGGAUCAUUCUGACGCCGGACAAGGUCAGCAUCUCCCGUGCAGGAGGUGGUUCAUCAUCUCCUUCUGCUGGCGUCUCGGCUUCGUCGUCCUCUGGGGCGGUCCCUCUUGACGAGUCUACGUGGUCUUCUGCCACAGCACAGUUUAUAGCCCCCUUUUUCCUGGGUUGGGAGAGCCUGGGAGAGGAAAAUCAGCAACGCCAACGCGUCACAAAAAAAAAAAACUCGCUGGAUUAUCUAAUCCCCAGCGUAUGGUGA